This is a messenger RNA of Lineus longissimus, 7435 nucleotides long. RefSeq lists its product as uncharacterized. Bases 332 to 6121 code for a protein of 1929 amino acids. The record is from RefSeq and is a predicted model, not a curated record. The transcript has 39 exons. Lineage: Eukaryota; Metazoa; Nemertea; Pilidiophora; Heteronemertea; Lineidae.
UGUGUCGAAAUUGGCAUUUAUAUUAUAAUGUGACUACUCACUCGAUUUGGUCCCCUGUGUCGAUAUUGCUCCCUAUUUGACCUUACUUUGUUUUUUGGGGGGAUUGGUUAGAAACAAGACAAGAAGAUCCAUUAGAGAUUCUUGAAGCAUUUGUCAAGUGUCAGAUAGCUGGCAUAAGUGAUGGUAGCCUGAUACCAUACCAGAUAAAGGUUUUUACCAUUUAUUUUGACAAGGAAAGCCGGACCAGUCCGAGAAGUUUUCUCCAACUGGUCAGGAUGAGGAGAAAUUAGGGAGAAGUCGAUCCAGUGAGUCAAGCAUAAAGACAGUAACCAUGUCUGAUGAGAUUAGGGGAUCACAGGAAUUGCCGAGGUCUGAUUCAGCUGACAGCCCACGUGACAGUAAUCACAGGUCAAGAUUGUCCUCCCCUCGUCCAGACAGUGGGAGAGAAGAUGGUGCUCGUCGAUUAGUCAAUGACCAGCAGCAAAGAGCUUCUUUGCAUGGGAACCUUUCAGCCGGUCUGCGAUCUCAGUCACCAUCCAGUAUUCGCUCAGUGUCACCACACCCAGCCCAGAGUCCUGCCCGUGCGUUAUCCCCAAGUCCUAGCAGAUCAAGAUCGGGAGAAGCUCGCAAUCUCUAUACAGGUAUUCAUCUGUCCCCUGGCCCCAGUCAGGAGUGUAUGAAUCUAGAUAUCAAUAGAUCCCGCUCACCACACCCUAUGGAAGACCGUGAGCCUUACUCCUCUGGUUAUGAGGAGGACCAUUCCGAGAUCUCAUCCCAGCAUGGCAGGAAUACACCCUCAUACAGGUCAAAAUCCCCAUUUCAUAAUCCCGCAUCUCAGUUGAGAUACUCACAUGAGUCAAAAAUGAACGGUAGUUCGCCUUCACCUUCUCCUAGACCGGACUCUGAAAGGGGGUAUGGUCGUGCUACCGCGACACCUUCUCCUGCCCUCAGGGGCACUCCAGCGCAGGACUUCAGAUCAUUCUUAAUAGAGAAGGAGGUGCUGGAGAGUCAAAUGAGAAAGAUGCAGGUGGAAAUGUCCAGCCUCCAGUCGGAGAACAAACUCAUGAGGGAAAGGUACAACCGGUCACAAGCCCGCGUGACAGAACUCGAGUCUCAGGUAGCCGAUAGCCAGAAAGAGCAUGAUAGACUGGUUGAAGAAUUCAACAAUGAAAUAGCCGCGUUGAAACGGAAGACUCGGAGUGAGCAGGACGUGGAGAGACAGGAAUCAAAUGGAAAGAUAUCGUCCCUCACGAAGGAGUGUGAAAUGCACAAAGCUGAGAACUCAUCGCUAGAGAAACAGCUUGACUUGAGCAGGAAAUCUGGUGCUAGUAAUACCAAGGUGCAGAUGGACAAGAUAAAGACGGUCGAAAUUCUGCGAGCAGAGCUUGCAGCACACAAGGAUCAGUUGGCCAAAAUCGAGAAUCUGUACCAAGAGUCCGAGAGGCAGCGUCAUGACGAGGCUGAGAGGCGCAAAGAGGCAGCUCAACACAUCGUCCGCCUGACGGAGAUGAAGAACAUGCUUCAGCAGCAGGUGGAGAGUGGCAGUGCGGGCACUGUCACUGAAAAACAGGAAGAGCAAUUCAAUGCCUAUGCUGUCAAGUCACUGGAGAAGCGGUUGAAAGUCACAGAAGAUCGCCUCCAAUCAGAAAGAUCAGACAGAGCUGGAAAACUCUCAGAAGUUGAAGAAAAAUUAAUCAACGAUAAUGCAAAGUUACAGGUUGCUGAGAAGGAACUCAGACGAAAAUGGGAGCGUGAGAAGAACCGGACGAAAAACUUUGAGCAGCGGGUCCGAGACUUGAGAGAGGAAAAUGAGGCCAUGUCGACUGCAUUAUCAAACAAUAUCCCCACGUGCUACCAAGCGUUAAACGAAGAUGGGGUCAUUAGGAGGGGGAACGUGCCCAUCAAAGUCCCAAGUUACAAAAAGAACUCUGAGGAAUACAAACAGUUAAUACGUCACAUUGAAAAGGAGUUGGGCCUACGACUGGGACAGGAGGAAGAAAUAGUUCACACGCUGUGGUAUAAGCGAGAUGAGGCUGUCAAAAUGUUGAAGGAAUGGGAGCUGCAGCUUCAUCAUCUUAAAGUUGAUAAGAACAACAUCGCUUCAAAUCUCCGGAGUUUGGUGCUAGAGAAAACCAAGUAUGACACUCGUGUGCUGAAUUUAGAGGAUGCUCUAGCAGAUGAGAAGAGACACCGAGAGGAAAUGGAGGCAGCAUUAAGGACUCAAGUUGGCAACCUUGUCCAAGAUAAACACAACCACAUUGCCCAGAUUAAGACGUUGGAAGACCGUCUAGCCGGUAUCAUUGCAGAGAAUGAGGCGUUGCGGAUGAACCUUGGGAUGUCUCCCUCCUCAAGUGGUAAAACACCGAGGAGAGACCCUGGGGCAGAAGCCCAAGUGGAGUCUUUGACAGCAGAGCGUGAUGCCUUGUCCGGUCAAGUCCAGCAGCAGAACCGGUCACUCUCCCACUUUGAGGGUGAGGUGCAGACACUGAAAGCACAGCUGGUGUCAAAGACCCAGCAGCUGGAGGAUGCUCAAGAACAAAUCAACAACUCAUCGCCUCGCCUCAGUCAUGAGAUGUCAGAUCUGCACAGGCAGAAAGUGGACAAAUUAAAAGCUGAGAUCCAAGGUCUGCAGGCCGAGGUCAAACACUGGCAGGACAAAUAUAACACUGUCUGUGCCGAGAAGGUGCAGUUUGAGGAACGAGUCGAUCAUUUGAAUAAGCAGAUCGAGUUGAAUCAAUCAAAAUUGGAACGCAGUGCCAAGUCUGUUCAUGCUGCUGAAUCACAGAAACUAGCCUUAGAGAAUGAACUGUCUGAAAAAGAGCUCCAGCUAAUCCAGGUCACUGCCAAAUACCAGGAGUCAGAGAAUGAGCUUCAGAGGACCAAACAGCUAUUUCUGAUGGAACAGGAGACUAGCACUCAGUUGGCCAGUGAGCUUGAUAGCUACCAGGUUCAGCUGGAUCAGAAGGCUGGCAUAAUCCGCCAGCUGAGUGGUACGGAACAUGACAACAGACAUGUGGUGGAGUCACUGCAGCAGAACCUUGAUGCCGCUCAAGUAGACUUGACGGACAGAGCAAUAGAGUUGCAUGAAAGCAAGCAAGACCUUGCCAAGGAGAAGACAGUCAGCGCUCAACUCAAAACAGAGAAACUUGAAGUACAGCAGAAACUGGAGGCUGUAGCAGACGAGCGCGACAUGUACAAGAGAGAGAAAGACAUGUUAGAGUACGAGCUGGAGAAACGCGACUCUGAGGUCCAGAUGGCCACGCGCCAGAUGGAGGAGGAGACGAGAAAGAUCCACAGUGAGAAGGAAGACCAGGUGAAGAAUAUCUCCACGGCGAAUAAGAAGGUCGUUCUGGAGCUGGAGGCGACCAAGAGACAGAAUGAAGCAAAGGAGAGAGAGAUUGGAACACUCAAUGAAAAUGCUGUUCGACUCAAAGAUGAGAUUGAAUCUCAGAGAAAGAAGGUCGCCCUUCUGAAGGAGGAGAACAUUCGAUGUCGGGAGGAUCAGCAGAGGCUCCAAGAGGAGCUCACCACCAGGGUGAAGGAGAACUCUGCCUCCGUUGAAGUCAACCAGCGCCUGGUCAAUGAUAAAACUGCCCUCCAGAUGGAGAAGUAUCAGUUGCAGAAAGAUUUGGAUAAGGAACGUGAGAUUCUCGCUCUAAAGAAGGAAGAAGUGGCUGAGUUGGUUAGAAAGCUGGAGAAGAUCGAUGACCAGCACAGGAGCGUAGAAAAGCAAGUCCACGAGAAAGAGAACCGGAUCGUGGCAUUAGAGACUGAACUCCACCACACAAACAAGUCUCAGAACUACCUCCAGUCCGACCACGGCCAACUGAAGGUUCAGAACGAUCAUUUGGCAGAGGAGGUGAAGAAUCUGUCGAAGACUGCGGCUACUUUAGAGAAACAAUUAGAAACAGAGAAAACUGUGCUGCGUCAAGAGAGGACCAAUGGUGACAAGUUGCGAGAUGAGGUCAAUUUGGAACAACAGCGGGUACAACUCCUUCAGACAGACUACGACUUGGUGCUGAAUAACCUCGAUGCUGAGAGAAGGUCACUGGACAAGGUCAAAAUGGACGAGGAUCAGGAGCAAUGCCGGCUUCUGGAAGGAAAGGCUGCUGCUGAGGAGAGCCGGGCCGAAGCCUUCGGAACUGAGCUAGACACGGUCAAAGCCCAGCUAGUCGUCACGAGAGAAACUGCUGAUCAGCACAAGGAAGACAAGCAAAAUCUUUUUGCAGAACUCCAGGAAAUGUGCCAGAAACUUGAAGACAAGGAAGCCCUGAUCAGCCAUCUGCAGGCCAAGUGUGAUCUCCAGGUCGAGAGAAUCCAGCGCGAAAUGGAGCAGGAGAAACGCAGCAUCCACUGCGACCGAGAAUCGGUCGAGAUGCAUCUCCUGCGGGUGCGAGAAGAGAACGAUGACCUGAAGGAGACCGUGCGGCAGCGUGAGAUUCAGGUCUUAGCAAACGAGAAGGCGAUACAAGAUCUCGAAUGUGAAAUGAAGGCACGACAAGAGCUGGAGGUGAGGCAGCAGCAGCUGCAGUCUGAGCUGCAUGAUUCCAAGAUGCUGAUGGGUCAUAUGAAAACUGAGACGGUAUCUCAGAAGGAGACCAUCAAACAGCUACAGGAAAACAUGGAUAAGCUAAAGGAGCACAAUGCCUCACUGAGAGAGAAGCUUCAUGAGCAGCAAGACCGGCUUCACGGUGAUGUGGCAGAGCUCAAGCAGGUCUAUCAUGAUAAUCAUUCCAAGCUCGAGAAGGAUAAGAACGACUACAAGGACAAACUCAAUAAGACUACUGCCAAUCUGAAAGCUGCUGAAGUUGCGCUGAGCAAUGCUGCCGAGGCCAAAGAACAGCUUGCCAAUAGUAACAAGACAUUGGAAAAGACAGCGGAGAUGCUCAAGACGCAACUUCAUGAGGAGAUCACGAAUCGUAAACUUGCCGAACAGAAGAUUGAGACAGUGAGGCUACAGCUUGAUGACACCAAAAAUAAAUCGACCAUUUUCGAUGACAAGGUCGGCUUCCUUCAAGGUCAGUUGGCCAAGGCCGAGACUGAGUUGGCGAUGACGCGAGAAAAGAUGAAGAAGGUCAUGGAUGACAUGAACGAUCUUGAAGCUACGCUGUUUGCUCAGGAGGCGCGGGCCCAGACCCUGCAGGAACAGGUUCUGGCACUAGAGACCGAGAACAACAGCCUACAUCACCAACUUGAGGCCAAGAAGAUCCAGCAGCAAGGCAAGAAUAGGCGGGCUUCUUUAGAACUCAAGCAGCAACUUGAGAAUUUCGAGAAGGACCGCGCCAAGUAUAACCAGCAGUCGCAGCAGCUGUGCCACGACUUGGAGAAGGCGCGGCAGCAGAUCAGCGACAAGAACAAGGAGAACCUCCGUCUGAACGAGGAACUCCUCCAGACGGAGGAGAAGUAUCGUGACACGAGCGGCCAGUUGAAGCAGGUUCAGGACUCGAAUAAACUCGAAGGUUCUCUCCAGAAUAAACUCAAUGCCAAAGUUCAUGAGUUGGAGACGGAGAAUGCUGCCCUUCGUGCUACCCUAGCGCAGCUAACUAACGGCGACGACAUUGAUACAAGGAGUAUCGUAGAAAAUUAUAAGAUGACGCAUGAGUUGAAUCGCAUGGUGCAAGACUUGAAUGCCCAGUUGAUGGAACGUUUAGAGGCCCAGAGGAACACUGAGAAGGAAGCACAGCAGCGGGAGGAGAAAUAUGCAAAGGACAACAAGUCAAAGCUGUAUGACCUUGAGUCGCAGUUGAACACUGAGAAAGCCAUGCACAUUAUCACCAAGAAUCAGCUGACAGCUGUUGAGGAUGACAAUCAAAAACUCAGGAAUCGACUCAUACAGGCCAAGAAGAACAUGGGUGCUGCUGAGAGAGCCAAGCACAUGUCCAGAAUGGAAGAAAUCAACGAACUCAUAGCACGGUCUCAAUCUCGUGCCCAGGCAAUGUUGGCCACGGGAUGUAUGGAUGAUCAUGCAUUUAGCCCACGGGAUUUCGGGCGCUCGUUGACGCCACAUUCGAAUAUUCAUUCGCCCGUGCCUAAUUCUGACGCUAGUGACUCGUUAAGUCUCAGCGCUGGGUUACUUCAUAUGAAUGCGACAAACAAUAAUUCAGUCUUCCGUCCCAUUUAGAUUUCGCCCAUCAUUAUGUCACACUCUUUACAUUAUUUAUUCAGGCAUUUUCACAUGAAGCCAAAAGACAUUUUUCACUCUGCGGAUUUUUAGACUUUAUUUGGAAUUGUAGAUAUUGUUAAUCUAUUUAUAGCAAAUUUGGGAUAAUAUUUAUUUGAUCAUGUUAAUAAAAUCUUUGUAAUUAUAAUCUGGUGCCCUUUUCGUGAAUGUAAGUGGAGAAAUUUGCAAUGUUGUUGCAAUGGAAAUCUGUCUUGGAUUCCAGGAUCACCACUGAGUAAUGAUGACAUUUGUUGCUACCAUACGUACUAGACAAUAAAAAUGGACAGUAGAAUGUGGGCGUUACAUCAGGGCAACACCUCUGACGUACAGAGAACUUUCAAGCUCUGGCACUGGUUCAUCUUGCACUGUGCACAGGGUCUCUAUCUGAUGCGAUGUCAUUAUUUUGUCUUCCAUGCCACAUGUUUGCCGAUAAUUAAAAGCAAGAGACAGGUGUUAAUAAUAUAUAGUACAUUUCGUUUUUGGCAUUUCACAUGUGCUGUUUUCAUUUCAGAAGUGGCCACUGAGCCCUGGCAGUAGCAAAAAUAGUUAUCAGACGUCUUCAUUGAAAGAUCUGUACCAACGCAGAUGCCUGUAGUCUUCCUUGAACUGUAACUUCUGAUAUUUCGAGGUGUUGUUUCUACUGAAACUUCUUUUAAAUGGGCCAUUAGUCAGUUGAAUUUAAUUUUGCCGUCCUCAAAAACGAACAUUUUUGUUCUGUCUUGUUAAGUAUGUACAACCUUAACUUAUUCUAAUUUAUUCUAAUUUAUUCAUACUUUAUCUUGAAGGGUUUCGUUAAAUUCCUUUCGAAUUUUUGGCAUCUUUCAAAAUCUUAGAUGCCAAUAGGGCUGUUAUAACCACCAGAUGGUUUUAGAUUCUGGUUAAUUUUUGAAAGCACCUUUCGUGUAUAAAUAAGUGGAUGCAAUAGAGGAUGCCAGGACUUAGUUUGAUUGUACAUGUAUAUUGUUUUGUCCUUCUUACUGAGUCACUGUAAACCUAACUUUAACUCGUGGGUACUUGCAUGACCUAUUUUGAAAUUUUGUUUCUAUCAUUGUUACAUUUAAAUAAACUCAGUGUAUACAUUUAACUUCAUUUUAUAAGUUCUAGGUAUAUUACCGACAUUUUAACUUUUUUUCAUACUCAUCUUGCCAAAAUAUUACUAAUCAAAUUCAUAUAUAGUUAGAUAUUCUAUCAAUUUGUAAAAAUGCAUUUUAUACUAUUUGUACAAAGAAAAAAUGAAUGACCACCUAUGUACAUUUUUGUGGCAGUAAACCUGUA